AUGCCAGCUCUGGUGACUCGGGUGAACACAGCUCAGGCGGUCACCAUGAAAGCGAUGGUAGCAAACACUCCGGAACUUCGAGUGAUCACGGAAAAGCCACAAUUCCACAUAGAAAAGUUCCACUCAGACGAGAAACAUGCGAAAAAAUAUGGUUCCGAUUCCCACGCAUCGGCGGCACAAGAGUAUUCGGAUGGUGAUCAUUACAGUAAAGGACAUGAGGCCUAUCACGAUAACCAUGGGGCGCAUAAAUCGCAUCAUGGAGAAUCUAGGCAUGGUGAAGAUGGCCACGGAUUCGACAAAAAAGGCCAUUAUUCCGGAUACGUGACACCAACCUCCGCAUUUAAGGCGGCAACAAAGGUGGCCAUUAUGAUUAUGGGACGUAAAGGGCACGAUGAAGAAUACAGUCAGUACUAUCAUGAGCCUCAUCAUGAUACAGAUUCGCUUGAACACGAAGCACAUCAUGGACAUGGGAGACAUCAAGAUUACGGUAACGGUCAUCAUGACCAUCACCCCUACUACGGCUAUGAAUAUGAUUCUUACUAUUGA
Cooperia oncophora is the source of this 546-nucleotide messenger RNA. The record is from the annotation of a GenBank genome assembly. Lineage: Eukaryota; Metazoa; Nematoda; Chromadorea; Rhabditida; Trichostrongylidae.